Messenger RNA from Daucus carota subsp. sativus, 2004 nucleotides. RefSeq lists its product as uncharacterized. The coding region runs from base 156 to 1367 and encodes 403 amino acids. The record is from RefSeq and is a predicted model, not a curated record. The transcript has 2 exons. NCBI's taxonomy places the organism in Eukaryota, Viridiplantae, Streptophyta, Magnoliopsida, Apiales, Apiaceae.
CAAAAUUUAUUACUAUCACACUAACAGACAACAACCCAUAAAGCUGCUUCUCCCUCUAUGCCCUGCAUUUAAUUCCUCAAUCUUCCCCUGCUUUUCCAUUUUUCCUAAUAAUCCAAUCUUUAAGAGUAGAGAGCAUUUUUUUCCAGAACUCACAAAUGGGUUGCUCUGCAUCUCGUUCCAACACUCUUCUCACUUCACACAAUGCAGACCACCAAGAUAAUACUACAAAUAAGCCCACUAAUCUUUCAUCUUCUUCUUCUUCAAGCUCAUCUUCUUUUUCAAACUCUGAUUCUUUUUUUUACCAAAAGACCCCUAUUUCAAGAACUAUUUCCAUGCCCACCCCACUGGUUCACCACCCUCCUCUUCGAAAAGGGGACACAAAUCACUUGGUUUCACUCACUUCUACUACUUAUGGGUCAUUAGUUCUUGCUGACCCGGUACCCGACCCGGCUGACCCGGAUUGUGACCCGUCUUCUUCUCCGGGCUCUGUUAUCAACACUUGGGAGCUAAUGGAAGGGCUAGAUGAGUUGGAUAUUGAUGGGCCUCAAAACCCAAAAGGGAAUUCUGGUAGGAAUGGUGAAAUGGGUUUGUUUCCUGCCGGGUCGGACUUUUUGAAUUCGUGUGAGGUGGUGGAGCAUAAGGAUUCUAAGCCAUUGUGGAAGCAUUUGUCUGAGGAAUCAAUGUUGGCUAAAUUGGACCCGAAUGUGGUUUCGAGUUAUAGAAGAGCUUUGGUUUCGAGGCAAUUGGGUUAUUCUAAAGAUUCAAGCUUUACUAAAGACUCAAGUUUUAUUAAAGAUUCAAGCUUUACUAAAGACUUGAGUUUCACUAAAAAUUCAAGCUUUAAAGAAAUUAUAGAAGUAGAUGUGAAACCAGCUAGAUUAGUAGUGAGCAAGUCAUUGUUAUAUUUAUCUGGUUGUGAAGAUAAAAUUGUGUUGUAUUUUACUAGUCUAAGAGGAAUUAGAAAGACUUAUGAAGAUUGUUGUCAAGUAAGAAUGAUUUUGAAGGGCUUUAAGGUAUUUGUAGAUGAAAGGGAUAUUUCGAUGGAUUCGGAAUAUAAGAAGGAAUUGGAAAAUUUGUUUGAUGGCAAGAAGGGGUUUGGCUUGCCUAAAGUGUUUAUUCGGGGGAAGUGCAUUGGUGGUGCUGAGGAGAUUAAGCAACUUCAUGAAGAUGGUGAAUUGGGAAAACUUCUGGAAGGUUUUCCGGUUAAGGAUCCAGGGUUGGUUUGUGAUGGCUGUGGGGAUGCAAGGUUUGUAUUAUGUCCUGAUUGUAAUGGCAGUCGAAAGGUGUUUGAAGAAAACGGAGAAUUGAGAAGAUGCCCAGGUUGCAAUGAGAAUGGAUUGAUUCGAUGCCCAGGUUGCUGUUCUUGACUACUACUUUCUAAGUAGUGAGAUGCAUACCUUUAGCAAAGCCACCCACAGAAAGAAGUUUCUACUAUCGCUUUGUAUCCUGGGGGCAUGGGGGCAUUGUAGCAUACUGAUACUUUUUUUUUUUUUUUUGGACGAAAGAUACUUCUUUUAGUAUAGGUGUAUGAGCGGGUUUCUAAGCCUUUGUGAUUAAUAAUGCCAAAUAUUUAUUUUUAAUUAUACUAUUGUUUCUUGGAGACUUGCAUUUGAAUUUGAAUCGAUAGAAAUGUUAAUCCUGCAACAAAGACAGUGCUCGGAGGCUUGCAUAUGGGAAUUAAUUGGAGAUGUAGAUGUGUCUCUUUUAAGCCUGCAAUUUCUUUUUUUAUAAUCUUGGGAAGCAUUCAGUCUGGCACUUUUAUACAUCAGGCCUGUUAUAAUUACCUGGUCACUCUGUACAUUGGUUUUGGGUGCUCAUUAUGUAUGGGUUUACAAAUUAAUUGAGGGUAGUGGGAAUGCCUGGGACUGUGGUCAGAGAUUCGGUGUUUCCAUUACAGCUUAUGUAUUUUAUUGCUAUAGAUUUCAUUGAUUUACUACCAGGGUUUUGGAGAGGGAAAUGAAUGAGUGAUGUACAUAUUUCAAGUGGGUGUGUUUAGGACUUAUA